Molecule: messenger RNA, 497 nt
Organism: Anoplophora glabripennis (Asian longhorned beetle)
Lineage: Eukaryota; Metazoa; Arthropoda; Insecta; Coleoptera; Cerambycidae
Product: lipase 3-like
Exons: 3
Coding region: 115-492 (125 amino acids)
Source: RefSeq, a predicted model, not a curated record
UUCCAUGAAAUUGGAGUAUACGAUAUUCCAGCCAAUAUAGACUACAUAGUAAAUAAAACGAACCAGAAAGUUUUCGUUAUUGGACACUCGCAAGGUAACACGUGUUACUUUGUUAUGGCAACUGAAAGGCCUGAAUAUAACGAUAAAGUAAAAAUUUCCAGUGUUUAUGCACCUUCAGUUCUUCUGAAAUAUAUGGACUAUCCUUUCGCUGUUACAUUUUCGUAUGUAGUUGAACUGUUCCAGCUGAUUUAUGAUAUUUUGGGAAUGGGAGUUUUAUUUCCAGUGAACGAUUCUAUAGCACUGCUAACAAAAAUUUUGUGUUCAGAAACUACAUAUUUUUUACAAUUCUGCACACACCUUUUGUCUGUCAUAGGAAGUCAUGAAUCUCAACUUAUUACUAAGGAAGUUGCUUCCCUACUUUUCAGCGUACGACCCGUAAAUAUUGCUGCUAGACAAUUGUUCCAUUACAUGCAAAAUGUAAAAUCAGGUUAGUAUUU